CAAAUCAAAUCUUUUCCCAUGGCAAGUAAUCCUGUCUCUACUACCCAAGAUGGUAUUGCUGUUGCAAGAUCUAUAUCAGAUGGCCCACCAACUCAUUACAUGGUCAAGAUACAGUUAUUCUCAUUGCUUUUGAAAAACUCGGUAGAAAAAUAUGAAUCUGGGGAUUUUGAGGCCGGAAGCUACAAAUGGAGAUUGGUUCUCUACCCAAGUGGAAAUAAAAGUAGGAAUGUCAAGGACUACAUCUCUCUCUAUCUAGCAAUUGCUGAUACAGAUUCCCGCAAUGCUGCGGAGAAGGAAAGACGCUUCCGUGGAUUGAGAAAUCAAUGGGGCUUCGAUCAAUUCCUGCCACUCAGAACAUUCAAUGAUGUCGCCAGUGGAUACCCUGUGGAUGAUACAUGUGUUUUUGGAGCGGAGGUGUAUGUUACCAAGGAGAUGAGCACGGGAAAAGGAGAAUCCUUAUCGAUGAUAAAGGAUGCCAGCAGUUCCAAGCAUAUUUGGAGGAUUGAAAACUUUUCAAAGAUGGACUUAGAAUGCUAUGACUCACAAACAUUUUUCGCCGGGGAUAAUAAAUGGAAGAUACAGAUGUAUCCAAAGGGAAGGCAUCAUGGAUUGGGCAGUCAUAUUUCUCUAUAUUUGGCUUUGGCAGAUCCAAUAGCAGUCCCUAGUAGUUCUAAAAUAUUGGCAGAGUUCACUUUGCGAAUGGUGGAUCAAAUGCAGGGCAGGCACAUUUCAGGCAAAGUAAGUUACUGGCUCAGUGAGUCUAGUCCGGAGAAUGGAUGGGCAAAAUAUGUGACUUUUGGCUAUUUCAAUCUUCCAGGCAAUGGUUGUUUGGUGAAGGAUGUUUGCGUGGUGGAAGCAGAGGUGACUGUCCUUGGAAUUACUAACGCAAUAUGAUUAACUGGAGUUGCAUGUGAGAAAUUAAUGUGCUAAUUUAUA
This is a messenger RNA of Rubroshorea leprosula, 936 nucleotides long. The record is from the annotation of a GenBank genome assembly. Lineage: Eukaryota; Viridiplantae; Streptophyta; Magnoliopsida; Malvales; Dipterocarpaceae.